AUGUUCGACAGCCUGAAGGCUCGGAAAGUUCACUGUUUGACCAAAAUUCAUUGGAGCUGCGUAUCCUGCACGGGGGAGGCUAAAGUCGAAAACGAAUUAGGCGGUUCUGGAUUGAUAGUUCGUCGUCAAGGAAAGAGUGUCAUUUGUGAAGCCUCUAAAAAGCUUCUUCCUACGAGUAGCAGAGCUCUUCGAUAUACUGGUGGGGGAAAUGGGAAGAGUCGUCUACCUGCACAAUCACGUCAUAUUGCAUUCAUUGUCGGCUGGGUCAGAAAGCUGGAGAUAGAAGCGAUGCGAUAA
This is a messenger RNA of Paracoccidioides lutzii Pb01, 297 nucleotides long. RefSeq lists its product as hypothetical. The transcript is spliced from 2 exons. The coding region runs from base 1 to 297 and encodes 98 amino acids. The record is from RefSeq and is a predicted model, not a curated record.